GGAAGUCAUCAUCAUACAAAAAAGAAUAAUGGGUGAGAGAGAGAGAGAGGGAAUAGAAUUUUAAAAAUGAGGAUGAAUUUAGAGGUGGUAAUUUAUGGUUGUAGAAUGUAACCGAUGUUCUUCCGUCGUUCCCACCCAACCAAACCCCGCGCGUCGUCUCUGGAAGCAAAAAAUGCUUCUGGUUUUGCAUCUCUCUUUUCGUCGUCCACAAUAAUUGCUCAAAUUCCAUGGGGGACAAAUAGUCCAACAUGGAUCGUCCACGUGUCACAACGCUACCUCCACAAAUUUGGAAGCCCCGAAUGGAUCCCUCUUGUUGAGAGGUUCAGAAUCCACAGCAGCGGUAGCCUACUGAAUUCACCCUUGUGGCUCGUUUGAGUUGUUUCCCUGUCAAAAAUGGCGGCAGCCAUUUCUGUAUCCUCCCCAAAAUCUACUCUUCCCCAAAACCCAAUUUAUCUGAGAGACCCAAAUUCUAGCUUCCUUGGCGGGUCACCCUUGAAAGGCCUUUGUUUACAGUUGAAUCCCUGGAAGAGCAAACGGAGAGAUUCCAUCGGCUUAGUGGUUGCUUCAUCGACCACCAGCACCACCAAUUCUGCAACCACUGCCGCCAGCGCCGGCGGGAGGUUUUAUCUGAACUUCACUGGGUUCCCUUUCCCUCUUGGUCCUUUUCUCAAUAGGCGUACUAUCAGAACUGAGGCUGUGAAAGGCUGUAUAUGGUUAUUUGAGCAAGAGCAAGCACUGGGCUUCAGCAGUGUCUCAACAAACAUUAGAAUGACAGUCAUCAAGCUCAAUUCUGGAGGACUAUGGGUCCAUGCACCAAUUGCUCCAACGAAGGAGUGUAUUCAGCUUGUGAAGGAGUUGGGAGCUCCCGUAGAAUACAUUGUCCUGCCUACAUUUGCAUACGAGCAUAAAAUAUUUGUUGGUCCAUUCUCCAGAAAGUUCCCCAAGGCUCAGAUAUGGGUAGCACCAAGACAAUGGAGUUGGCCUUUGAAUUUGCCUCUGGAAUUUUUUGGAAUUUUCCGUGCUAAAACUUUGAAAGAUGGAGAUUUGUCAACCCCAUGGGCUGAUGAGAUUGAACAAAAAGUUCUAAGCUCCCCAGAAGUAGGGAUUGGGCCUUAUGUGGAAGUGGCAUUCUACCACAAGCGUUCAAGAACGUUGCUGGUGACAGAUGCUGUAAUUUAUGUUCCAAGACAGCCCCCUGCGUGUAUUAGCAAAGAAUCCUUGCUGGCGUCUGCAAAGAAUGGCUUGGCUGUAAAAAUUCUGAGUAAAGGAAAGGAAGUCCCUCAGGAACCAGUUGUUGAUAACAAGAUGAGCCGACAAAAAGGAUGGGAGAGAAUGGUUCUCCAAAUCUUAUUCCUUGGUCCAUCGAAUCUUUUGGAGCCGAAUGCUAGCUUUGCUCAAAUGUCGCAAAAGCUGAUUGUCUCACCCAUCGUCAAGACAUUGGUCUUCAGCAAAGUUCCUGAAAAGGUGAGGGACUGGAUCGAUGACAUCACGAGGGACUGGAGAUUUAAGAGAAUAAUACCUGCUCAUUUUGCUGCUCCAAUAAAUGCUAGCGGAUCAGAUUUCUUAGCGGCAUUUGCAUUCCUUGAUGAUCUCUUAGGUGAACGAUAUGUAACUCGGCCUUCUCUAUCUCUCCUCUUCGCAUCACUUAUGGGGAAAGCAGCCAGUUACUUCCCUCCAGACGACAUGAAGACCUUAUCGUCCCUCGACCAGUUCUUAGUCUCAGUUGGAGCUGUGAAGAAGACCGUCUCUGGUCGGAAAAGAUGAUAAUCCCACCUCAACCUCAACUUCCAGCAAAGACUUCUGCAUGUUAAAUUUUGGAGAGCUGUAUAUGUGGUGUAACUAGUAAGCUAUACAGGUUCCACUUUCUCAUAGCCCUUCUUUUUGAAAUGGAAAGAAAAUUGCACAUACAGUUAUGAAUGACAGUGAUGUUCCCUGGGUGUCUUCAAUGAAACAAUUCAUGUAUAGGUUGUUGGCA
Molecule: messenger RNA, 1975 nt
Organism: Diospyros lotus (date-plum)
Lineage: Eukaryota; Viridiplantae; Streptophyta; Magnoliopsida; Ericales; Ebenaceae
Exons: 6
Coding region: 394-1764 (456 amino acids)
Source: RefSeq, a predicted model, not a curated record